UUUCAAAUUUAAGGUUGUAGACAUCGCGCAUGCGUGAGAAACAUUGUAGUACACCAAAACGAAAGAUUUGACGUUCUUCUCUCGAAGAGAAGUAAAUCCGUUGCACAAUUUAAUUUUAUUUCAGAGACAAAAUUAUGGCAUUCAGUCCCACAACAAAAAUAAAGAACAAGGAUUAUAUAAAUAAAAUUAGACACGGUUCACCAAAGUUGCAGGAAGUGUUGCGAGAGAAAUGCCGUCAGAGAAUGAAAGAGAGGCGACAUCAAUUGUUCAACAGAAGUAGAGUUGGUUUACAAUUCGAUUCUAUACAUAUGCAGAGUAAAUUGACAGAAAUAAUACGUCAAGAAUUUAAGAAUCUGGCAACAUCAAAUGAUGGUGGCACAAGUCUUACGUUCAAAGAAAUUGAUGAACCUUUAAGUCAGGAAGAGGCUCUUAGAUUGGAAAAUGAAAUUGUUCACGAACAAGAACAAUGGAUACUUCAAGAAUAUGAAAAAUUUUCACACGAUGAGAUUGAAUCUUUGGCAAUCUAUGCUGAUAACGAGAGCAAAGAAGUGUUCUGUCCUAUAUGUCAGAAAGACAUGUUACAAGAAAAAAAUAAAGAUGUAAGUUGUGCAACUUGUGGACUAAAAUUAACUGGUCACACCAUGCAAGAAGUGAAAGAAUUAAUUGAUGAGAGUGUAAAAAUUCAUACAUUCAAUUGCACCAAAGUGCCAACAUUCAUGAUAAUACCUGAUAAUUGUAAUCUUGAGUUAUACUUGGUAUGUUAUGGUUGUUCUACUUUAGCAUUCAUUUGUUAAUUAUUUAAAAUUAAUUACGAGUUUUCCAAUUUUUCAAAUUAAG
Molecule: messenger RNA, 837 nt
Organism: Nylanderia fulva
Lineage: Eukaryota; Metazoa; Arthropoda; Insecta; Hymenoptera; Formicidae
Product: RPA-interacting protein alpha
Biological process (GO): protein import into nucleus
Cellular component (GO): nucleus
Source: RefSeq, a predicted model, not a curated record